Carcharodon carcharias (great white shark) is the source of this 1074-nucleotide messenger RNA. RefSeq names its product G-protein coupled receptor 54-like. NCBI's taxonomy places the organism in Eukaryota, Metazoa, Chordata, Chondrichthyes, Lamniformes, Lamnidae. The transcript has 5 exons. Gene Ontology annotation, biological process: neuropeptide signaling pathway. Gene Ontology annotation, cellular component: membrane. Gene Ontology annotation, molecular function: G protein-coupled peptide receptor activity. The record is from RefSeq and is a predicted model, not a curated record. The coding region runs from base 4 to 1074 and encodes 356 amino acids.
UCCAUGAAUGAGUCUUUCCAAUAUCUGAACAUUGCAUGUUUGGAGAAUGUCUGUAGCAACACAACAGCAGCUCCGAGACCCCCAGUGUUGAUGGACGCCUGGUUGGUGCCCCUCUUCUUCGGGAUUCUGAUGGUGGUCGGACUGGCUGGAAACUCGUUGGUGAUUUAUGUGGUAACGAAGCACAAGCAGAUGCGAACAGUUACCAACUUUUACAUAGCAAAUCUGGCUACAACUGAUAUUAUAUUUCUGGUGUGCUGUGUUCCUUUCACCGCAGUCCUAUACCCACUCCCCAGCUGGAUUUUCGGGGAGUUCAUGUGCAAAUUUGUCAAUUACAUACAACAGGUAUCAGUACAGGCAACAUGCGUUACAUUGACUGCAAUGAGUGUAGACAGGUGGUAUGUAACAGUAUAUCCACUCAGAUCCCUGAGGCAAAGAACACCCCGGGUGGCUAUGGCCGUCAGUCUUGGGAUAUGGAUUGGGUCUUUUAUUGUGUCCAUACCAGUGGCUAUGUAUCAGAAGAUUCAAAAUGGAUACUGGUUUGGACCUCAGGUCUAUUGCAGUGAAUCUUUCCCUUCAGCAUCCCAUGAGAAGGCCUUCAUUCUGCAUAACUUCUUAGCUGUCUAUCUUCUCCCAUUGGUCACGAUCUGUGUGUCUUACACUGCCAUGCUGCAUCAGAUGGGGCGACCAGCUGUGGAACCCAUUGACAAUAACUACCAGGUGCAACUUCUUGCUGAAAGAUCAGAGGCCAUGCGCACAAAGAUCUCCAGGAUGUUGGCAGUUAUGGUCCUUCUCUUUGCUCUCUGCUGGGGUCCCAUCCAGUUAUACAUCCUUUUCCAAUCUUUCCUCCCAAACUUUAACAGGAAUUACUACACAUACAAAGUCAAAAUCUGGGCCCAUUGCAUGUCCUACACAAAUUCCUCCAUCAAUCCCAUAGUAUAUGCAUUCAUGGGAGACAAUUUCAGAAAAUCGUUCAAGAAGGCAUUCCCAUUCAUCCUCAAACAGAGAGUUGGGAAUACAAACAGUGGAAAUGCUGCUGGCAACACGGAGAUGCAUUUUGUUUCAUCUGGAACAUAA